GUGGUGGUUGGGAGCAGCGCGGUAUAUUGUGGGAGCUGUAGUUCCGGGCCUCUAGUUCCCAACAGCCCUCGCGCGGUGCGGGACUAUGGCGCCGACAAUCCAGAAUGCGCAGCGGGACGACGGGCACCGGUCCAAUGCACAUCGAGCAGCACCUGAAAGAUCCGGCGUUGUGUGCAGGGUGAAGUAUUGCAAUUCUCUGCCAGACAUUCCCUUUGACCCAAAGUUUGUGACGUAUCCAUUUGAUCCCAACAGGUUUGUACAGUAUAAAGCUACCUCUCUUGAAAAACAGCACAAACAUGAGCUGUUAACUGAGCCAGAUCUUGGAGUCGUGAUUGAUCUCAUCAACCCUGAUACGUACCGGAUCGAUAACAAUGUCAUCCUCGAUAUUGCAGAUGAGAAGUUACUAGAAGAAGAAAUUCAGGCACCAUCCAGUUCAAAAAGGUCGCAGCAGCACGCGAAGGUGGUGCCAUGGAUGAGAAAGACUGAAUAUAUCUCCACAGAGUUCAACCGAUAUGGCAUCUCUAAUGAGAAACCUGAAGUCAAGAUUGGUGUGUCUGUCAAACAGCAGUUCACAGAGGAGGAGAUUUACAAGGACCGAGACAGCCAAAUCGCAGCAAUUGAAAAGACCUUUGUGGACGCGAAUAAAGAGGUCACCCAACAUUACAGUAAGCCUCGGGUUACCCCUGUGGAAGUCAUGCCCGUGUUCCCUGAUUUUAAGAUGUGGAUUAACCCAUGUGCACAGGUCAUAUUCGACUCCGACCCAGCACCUAAAGAGAUCGCAGGCCCAGGUGCUGUGGAAAUGAUGUCCCAAGCUAUGAUCAGGGGUAUGAUGGACGAAGAAGGAAACCAGUUUGUGGCUUACUUCCUUCCAAAUGAGGACACCAUACGGAAACGGAAGAGAGACAAUGAGGAAUGCAUUGAUUACAUGCCUGAGGAUGUGUACGAGUAUAAAAUAUCCAGAGAGUAUAACUGGAACGUGAAGAACAAAGCCAGCAAAGGUUACGAGGAAAACUAUUUCUUCAUCUUCCGCGAUGGAGAUGGAGUUUACUACAAUGAGCUUGAGACCAGAGUGCGCCUGAGCAAGCGUCGUGCGAAGGGAGGUCACGGAGUUCAGUCAAACACCAACGCGGUGUUGGUGGUAAAACAUAGAGACAUGAAUGAGAAAGAGCUGGAAGCACAGGAAGCCAGGCGGGCUCAGCUGGAGAAUCACGAGCCAGAGGAUGAAGAGGAAAUGGACCAUGGAACAGAGAUCCCGGGAUCAGAAGAUGAAAAAGACAAGGAGAGUGGCAGUGAGAAGGCAGACAGUGCGGACGAGCACUCAGCAAGUGAAAGUGAACGGGAAGAGGACAAGGAGGAAAAAGCUAGCAACAAGAGUGGGAGCGAUGCGGAAAGCAACAGUGGGGACGAGCGGCAGGCUCGCGAGGCCCGUGAUGAGGAGGAAAUCUUUGGUAGUGACGAUGACAGUGACAACGAGGAUCAGCAGAAUGAGAGUGGUCGGGAGGAGAGUGGCAGUGACGAUGAGCAGCAGAGUGAGGAGGAAGAGCGCAGAAGCCGCAGCAGGAGCGCAUCCAAUAGCGGCAGCGAGCAGUCUGACAAUGAGAACCAACAUGCUGCACAAAGUGGCAGUGAGCAGGGUACGGAUUCGAGCGAGAAUGAGGGGAGUGGCAGCGAGAGUGACUGAAAAGAGUUCAGCCCUCUACUGGCUGGCUGUGGUGGGUUCGAAUGGAUUGGGACAUCAUCUUAUAGAUUCACUGAUAAUUUGGGAUAUCAGUGACCCUCCCCUCCCCUCUCUAUCUGUUUAUGCACUUGGUGAGUAAAGAUAGCACAGUUCUGUAUGUUGAAGCCUCGAGCACUGACCCAGGUACAUAGCAGAUGUGCAAGAUUUUAACACUUGGCUAACUGCUGUUGUUUAAGCUCAUUUUUAUAAGCAUUUGUAUAAAAUUGCAACAUUCUGUGACAUCCUUAAAUAGAGAAUAAAAACCCAUUGUGUUAAACCUGACACUGUGGGGGCGGGGUGACAGCGGAAUGUGCACAGUUAAAAUACAAAAGGAGACAUUUGGGGACCUGAGUUCCCAGUUUCAGACCAGACACUGCAUUUGAGAAUUGAAAUAUUCCUGUUGGCAAGAAGCUCAUCUACUUUUGUACUAAAUUUUCUGAAAUUUGUACAGUAUGGAACUUUGUGGAACAGUUUUAGUGCUGAUUCCAAUUCUGGAUGUGAUUGGAACAUACUUGUCGCAGGUUCCGGGCUUGACCUGAUUGUUACGUUUUAUGAUUGGGUUAAAAAGAAUGCUCCAUUUA
Carcharodon carcharias (great white shark) is the source of this 2298-nucleotide messenger RNA. RefSeq names its product PAF1 homolog, Paf1/RNA polymerase II complex component (gene paf1). Bases 86 to 1681 code for a protein of 531 amino acids. The record is from RefSeq and is a predicted model, not a curated record. Lineage: Eukaryota; Metazoa; Chordata; Chondrichthyes; Lamniformes; Lamnidae. Gene Ontology annotation, molecular function: chromatin binding; RNA polymerase II complex binding. Gene Ontology annotation, cellular component: Cdc73/Paf1 complex. Gene Ontology annotation, biological process: transcription elongation by RNA polymerase II. The transcript is spliced from 14 exons.